Messenger RNA from Chiloscyllium plagiosum (whitespotted bambooshark), 1551 nucleotides. RefSeq names its product dihydroorotate dehydrogenase (gene dhodh). Gene Ontology annotation, molecular function: dihydroorotate dehydrogenase activity. Gene Ontology annotation, biological process: pyrimidine ribonucleotide biosynthetic process; 'de novo' pyrimidine nucleobase biosynthetic process. NCBI's taxonomy places the organism in Eukaryota, Metazoa, Chordata, Chondrichthyes, Orectolobiformes, Hemiscylliidae. The record is from RefSeq and is a predicted model, not a curated record. Gene Ontology annotation, cellular component: mitochondrial inner membrane; cytoplasm.
CUCACCCACCGCAAGGCUUCCUGUCUGUCUGGUGUCUCCGCCUGUUCCGGGAGUACAGGAAACAGAGGGGCUGCCUCGGAUUUCAGAAUGGCUAGCAGUACACUGAAGAGACGUUUGAGAGAGGCAGUUCGUGUGUUGGGCAGUGGUACAUGCCUGUUUUUCACGUAUUGUACUGUUAUCGGGGAUGAGAAGUUUUAUGCCAGACACCUGAUGCCUGCUCUGCAGAAGGUUGUGGAUCCAGAAACCUCACAUACUCUUGCCAUCUGGUUUAUUUCCAAGGGAUUCAUCCCAUGGGCAAAAUGUAGGGACUCCACCAGCCUGGAGGUCACUGUGUUUGGCCAAAAGUUCAAGAACCCAGUGGGAAUUGCAGCCGGGUUCGACAAACAUGGGGAGGCAGUUGAUGGUCUUUACAGGCUGGGAUUCGGAUUUGUGGAGGUGGGAAGUGUCACUCCACAACCCCAGGAUGGAAAUCCCAAACCCAGGGUCUUCAGACUGGCGUCUGAUCAGGCUGUUAUCAACAGAUAUGGUUUUAAUAGUCAUGGUUCUAUUGCUGUACAGCAGAGGCUUCAAGCUCGGUCAGAAACCCAGGAACAGCUUACAAAAGUGGGGAGACCUUUGGGUAUAAAUCUCGGGAAGAAUAAGCUAUCUCAAGAUGCUGCGGCUGACUAUGUGAAAGGGGUCCAGCAGCUGGGUCCAUUAGCUGACUAUCUGGUUGUGAAUCUGUCCAGUCCCAACACCCCAGGUUUGAGAGCGCUUCAGAGCAAGAAGGAGCUGAGGACUCUGUUGGAGAAGGUGUUGAAGGAAAGAGACUCUCUAACUGUCAACCGGAAGCCAGCUAUACUUUUAAAAAUAGCUCCAGAUCUGACAGCUCAAGAUAAAAAAGACAUUGCUGGUGUUGUAAUGGAGCUGGGAGUUGAUGGUCUCAUUGUGACAAACACUACAGUCAGCAGGCCGCAGUCUCUUCAAGACCCACAACAGGCUCAAUCUGGGGGCUUGAGUGGAGCACCACUGAAGGAAAUGUCAACACAGACUGUGAAUGAGAUGUAUUCACUAACCAAAGGAAGAAUCCCUAUUAUAGGAGUGGGUGGCAUCAGCAAUGGAGCUGAUGCCCUUCAAAAGAUCCGAGCAGGAGCCACUUUGAUUCAGUUGUACACAGCCUUCGUUUAUCAAGGACCCCCUGUGGUGAACAAAAUCAAACGUGAACUAGAGCAGCUGUUAAAGGAACAAGGAUUUUCCAGUAUUGCUGAAGCAGUGGGUGCAGAUCACAGGUCGUGAGAGAUACAGUUGCCAGUACACAUUACAGUGUUCAAGAUGGGCCUGUUGCUGCAGUCACAACAGCUACUGUGUAGUUGCAGGGCAACUACAAUGGGUUAGGCCCUGAUGAACUCAAGGUGAUAACUGAUGUCUUUCAUCAGAAUGAGAAGACCUCGCAGCUUCACAGAAGAAUAUCCCUUGGGGAUCACAAGCAGCUGAAGUUUUGUACCAGUUAAUGUGAUUGGUUUGACAGACAAUCCAUGGAGUGAUAAAAUAAAGAAAUGGGAUUUUAGUGAG